This is a messenger RNA of Gopherus flavomarginatus (Mexican gopher tortoise), 951 nucleotides long. RefSeq names its product epiphycan (gene EPYC). Gene Ontology annotation, molecular function: protein binding. The coding region runs from base 1 to 951 and encodes 316 amino acids. The transcript has 6 exons. NCBI's taxonomy places the organism in Eukaryota, Metazoa, Chordata, Testudines, Testudinidae. The record is from RefSeq and is a predicted model, not a curated record.
AUGAAGACAUUUGCAAAUAUUUUUCUGGGACUUUUUAUCUUUGAGACCAUUGUGGCUGCUCCUACAAUAGAUACCUUAACUUAUGACUCAGAAACCUAUGAUGUAGCAUUGGAAGACUUGGAUAAUCUUUAUGACUACAAUGAAAACCUCCCUGUGGAUCAGGCAGAGAUAGAGAUUGGAACCGUGUUACCUUCUGUAACUAGAAAGAUUCAUUCCCCACCACCACUGCCAAAAGAAGCUGAAGAAGAAGCAUCAACACCAAAACUAAUUGAUGGUUCUUCACCACAGGGGUCAGGAGCUCUUGGGCCCCAAACACAUGAUGGUCUUCCAACUUGCCUUCUGUGUACAUGUCUGGGGACCACAGUCUACUGUGAUGAUCAUGAACUCGAUGCUGUUCCUCCACUGCCCAAGAAAACCACCCAUUUCUACUCUCGCUAUAACAGAAUCAAGAAGAUCAACAAAAAUGACUUUGCUAAUCAAAACAAUUUAAAGAGGAUUGAUCUGACAUCAAAUUUUAUAUCCGAGAUCGAUGAAGAUGCCUUCAGGGAGCUACCCCAGCUUCAGGAGUUAGUGCUCCGCGAUAACAAGAUAAGGCAGCUCCCCGAGUUACCGCCUUCCCUGACAUUCAUUGAUGUUAGUAACAACAGGCUUGGCCGCAAAGGAAUAAAGGAAGAAGCAUUUAAAGAUAUGGUUGAUCUGCAUCAUCUUUACAUCACUGACAAUAACCUGGAUCACAUCCCACUCCCACUCCCUGAAAGCCUCCAAGCUCUUCAUCUUCAGAACAACAACAUUCAGGAGAUGCAUGAAGACACUUUCUGCAAAAUGAAAGAUGUUACUUAUGCCCGUAGAGCUCUAGAAGACAUCAGACUGGAUGGCAAUCCCAUCAACUUGAGCAAAACUCCUUCUGCUUACAUGUGCCUACCCCGUUUGCCAAUUGGUAGCCUCAUCUAA